AUAAAGAACGCAGAGAUUUUGAGGCGGGUAAAGCAAUAGUAGCAAUAAUUCUAUAGUUAUCAUAUAUGUCAUUAUGCAUGCAGUGGAUUUUUCCAAGGCCCAUUGUUUGUUAUGAAUCAUCCCACAGUGGCGCUGAUAUUGGUGUAUUCUUAUUUAUUGACCGUCGAGGAGGCUAGGUCUGUUCAGAUCCAAAUUAGGACUAGCGCGCUAGUGCCGUUCCAACGCCUCACUCACCACCGACCCGACCUGACCAGUUUGCUAUCUCCAUUCCCCGUUCUGCCCGUCCUACUCCGCAGUCAUCUCCAUCACCCGCGCAAGGAGUUAUGGCCUUGGUCGGGUCGCUGCUGAUUCUACCGUUUCUGUGAGCUGUGGCCUGUGGCAAUAACCGCCACGACCCCUGCGCCCUGGUGGAGUGGUUUUGAACUGCCUUUCUUCGAACCGUGACGGAGGUUUUAUCGAUUUUGAUCCCAUUCCGCUCGAUCUCCUUGUUAUAAUCUGUUCAAUUACUCCGUAUUGAUUACCCAUUUGCUAAAUAUCUCGUGUUCGAUUACGUUUCGUGGGCAGUGGUAUAUGCCGGAACUCAUCACUUCGCCAGAACGACGCCCUCUGCCUCAGCGGGACCCUUCACCGCAUCCGCCACACCUACCUCGAAUCCUCGAUCCUUCUUGAUUAUCAACCCGAACCUACAUCUGCCACACGGGAUUCGCUGCCCCUUAUAUAGCUUUGUAUGAACAGAGGGCGCCAGGGUGCAAUGUGGCCGCCCAGUGACCCCUCAUCGCCUCUAUUUCCACAUCUCGAACCAGUCAUUCUUGACGGCGACAUGGAAAAUCCCUAUGUUGAUGGGAAUAUGAAAUGUUUUGAUCCUGCUGUAUUACAAUCAUCAGGGACAAAUGGGGGAGAUGGUUUCGAUGAUAUCUUCCUACGGCCUUCGACAGCCACUCAAGAAUCCAACUCAACGUCAUGCUUGUCGCCAGCUAGGUUAAUGAAAGCAGGACAUCAACCCUCCACGGCAAAUUUUGCAGAAACCCAUUCACCAUUAUCCGAUACCCGCUCCGAUUCUCCUCAAGCUUCGAGCCAUAGCUCGUCAGCCGACUCGCCUCUUGGACAUUUGCGGACCGGUUCUCUGGCGUCUAACAAUUCUGCUGUGUUUAGCCAGCACAGCGGGGCAGGAGAACGCUUCUCUACUCCUGGGUGGCCGAGCUUGGACGACUUCACUGUGGGGGACUCGCCUUUGUUUGGGCAAACUAACGACACCCCAUCAUUUAAUGGCGAUUAUAUACUGGAUACCGACCUGGAAACGAGCAAUAAGGCUAUGAGUUCUGCAUUCGACUUUGAUAGUGCCGCCAGCAGUCCCAGCCCUCUUAAGAUGGAGAUUGCUCCAGAAACUAAUCUUAAAUCUCAACGACCCAAAAAGGUAUUUCGAGGCCCAUCAAACACAAUAAAUCAAGUCAUUGAAUCCAAUUCACCACCGUCCAAUUUCCCUCCUACCUCAGCCAACCCUUUCUACUUCCGUGGCUCAUCAGAUGCGUCGAAACCCUCAGUAUUCUACAACAAAAACCAAUCCGGUACGAACCAGUGGGACCGUCGAUCGUCAGGUUCAGAACUAGAGGAGACUUUUGGAAGCAUUAACAUGAGCGGCACCGCCUCUCCUCUAAGCUCUACACUCUCGCCAAGUCUAAAUUUCGGAGUGAAUGCACUUAGCUUCGAUCCGAUGACACAACCUUCCGUUCCCCAAGUACCCACCAACGGUGACGCUGCAUCGUUCCCUACGACCUUGAGUCAGCACAACUACCGUCAGCCACAGUUGAUUGUUCACCCAACGUCUUUGAAGUCGCGAGUGGAAACUCAAAUUCCGAUUAAGCUUACGCUAUGCCCGUUGCCGCCCGGUAUUAAAAAGCUGCGACUCCCAAGCCAUGCCAUCUCCAAGCCAAAAUUCCUCGCCAAACCUUCCUCUGGCCCUUCGCCAGAGAUCCUUGAACUUCGUACGAACGUAGUCUGUACCAGUGCUAUGCAGGAUAAGAAGAAACUGGAACGAGCAUAUGCAAGAGCACGAGGGGAAGAACCUCAAAAUACUCCUGCAGAGUCAGACUCUAAGAAAGAAGGGGAAGCUAAGGAGGAGACCCCGCUAGAGGGGGGAGAUGUCAAGAUAUGCUCUGGGUGUAUUCAAAGAGAACGAAAGCGGGCCUCGCGCAAAAAGCAAAGGAAGCCUGAAGAGGACGAAUUGUUCCAACGGGACGAAGAUAAACGAGUUAUUGUGUUCAACACAACGCAACUGAAAGAUUGGGUAGAACCCGCCAGAACCGUGGCAGGGAGUACUGAAUCUCCUGCUGCAAUUACCCCUCUCGGUGCGAUGCAGGUCGAGCUGCCUAUGCGAAUUGCCUGUUAUUGCCGACACCAGAAUGAGAAGCUCGGAUUUCAGGUGAUUUUUACGAUCAAAGAUCACCUCGGCAACACCGUCUCUCAAGCGAUAACGAACUCCAUUAUGAUCACAGACGACCAUAAAACCCACGCACCUGCAAAUUCCGUUCCACAGAAUUCUACGCUUCUCGGGGGACAUCAACUUCCUGGUGCUGGAGUGUUCCCUGCCAGCGCCAACCCGAACAUGGCCGCCUCAUUGGUAGCUCAACCCCCUUUCCGGCUAUCUCAUUCAGCGACAGAUUUGCAAGCACUACGAAAGAACCAAUUCCCGGUUUCUCGGGAACCCUCCAGCACAACCCAAAAGAUGCAAUCCAACACCCCUGCUGUGUUCCCACCUCGAAACCUUUCGAGACAAGCUUCGCCGACCGACUUCCAAGGUCCCUCCAGCAAGCGACGUAAACAGAGUGGUUCGGGUAAACUCCCUGUUGGGUUGACAAUGACAAAAGUAGAGAGCUCUCGCAACGCAGUUGCGGCCGCAAACCCUGCUUUAAAUAAGCAGAGCUCUCAAACGUCUAGAAAACAACCAUUCAAUGGACAAGCUGAGAGACCGUUUGUGAUACCUGCCUCGAUGACCCCGCAAUUCGGAAACGGUCCACCCACGCCAAACAACAACGAUAUGGCCUUUUUCAGCCCCAUCGAUCGGCCCAGAUCAUCUGAAAACCCUCCCCAGCAACAGUUGAUAUCUGCCCCAAAUUCAGCCCAAACAAGUCGGCCCGGAAGCCCAGGCCCCGGUAACCACUUCCAGAGUCCUACAAACCCCCCGGCCGGUCCUGUUAUGUCGAGCCAGUUGUGGGGUAUUCCUCCACCCAAUCCUCCAAAUCGACUACCCACCAUGAUCCACAAACUUGUCCCCUCCGAAGGCUCAACCACGGGCGGAAGUGAGGUAACACUGCUAGGUAGCGGGUUCUAUCCAGGAAUGGAAGUUGUAUUUGGCGAUACGCUAGCGACAACAACCACAUUUUGGGGAGAUAAAUGCUUGAAUUGUCUUACUCCUCCUGCAUUGCAGCCUGGCACUGUACCUGUUGUUUUCAAACAUGAACACCCAACUUUUGGACAGGUCCAGCCAUCGACUCAACCCAUAAUUCCGAAGCAACCGAUAUUCUUCCGCUACGUGGAUGAUCGAGAGCUUCAGAUGUACCGCGUCGCACUUGGCAUUCUGGGCCAGAAGCUGAGAAAUCCUGCAGACGCGUUUCAGACCGCUCAGCAAAUCAUGGGCGGAGGAUCAAGCAAUAUGUGGAACUUGCAGGGUAAUUACCAAGGCAAUGGACACCAAGGUCAUGGAAACCAGAAUUCACAGGAAACCAUUAAUGAUUUAGAUGCGAAGAUGCUUGUUUAUCUUGAGUUUAUGGAUUUGGAUGACAGUCCUAGGUCACCACGCUUUAAUCGCCGGUCUCCUUCUGGACAGACCCUUCUUCACUAUGCAGCUUCACUUGGGUUAACUAGAUUUGUUGCUGGACUGCUUGCCAGGGGUGCGAAUCCGAAUGUACAAGAUAAUAAUGGCAACUCGCCCCUGCAUUUGGCGGCUUUGAGUGGCCAUACUCACAUUGUCCAUCGUCUACGCUUGGCUGACGCAAACGCGGCUGCUACGAACUUGCGCGACUUCACACCGGCUGAUCUUGCAACCUCAUUAGAAACGCAUCAAGCAGUCCUUGUACCUGCUCGACACUACCGAUCGCGUAGUGUCGGUUCAACUCGGUCGUUGCGCCGUCGCCCAAGUACUGCAUCACUUGACAUGUCCUGGGAAAUUUCAUCCGGCGGUUCCGAAAAUAUUGUGGUGGAUUCAUCGGAUGAUUCAUCGGAUGAAAGUGAAGAACCCGACGCUUCAGGGGAAGCUUCUGACACUGCCUUCUACUACCCACCAUCCCGACGAGCGAGUACUCGCCAGGACAGCAAUGCUGGCUUCUACUUUUCCCGUUCUCACGAAUCUAGCUCUCAACCUAGCGGUGGACUACCACCAGCUGAUGGAGAAAUCGAGGUUGCAGAUGAGAGUAAUGUGUCGUCACCUGCAAGGCUUAUGGCCUGGCGCAACCAACUCGCGGCUCAAAUCAACCAAUUCCAGCAGAGUGUCAAUUGGACUUUUCCCAACCUUCCAGCUCUACCUCCGAUGCCGACGCUUCCAGAUUAUCAAACAUAUCCUAUGAUGCGGCGGAUUACAUCCCUCGUCCCGCAGCGGCCAACUACGUCAUGGUCUACAACUGUGGUUAAGGAUAGCUGGGACCGCUUAACUGGCAACUCCUCCCCGCCAGCCUACGAGGAUUUGUAUCCAGUUGAUGAAGCGGAGGAGGAUUAUGAACUCAAGAAAUCGUUAAUGGUCCAGGCUGCAAGGGACGCGGCACUCGAUCGGCACUUCGAAACGUUUUCGGAAGGCGAGGCGUCAUCCUCUAGCUCCGUCUCGAUCCCCAAAGAGAUUGGAGAUGUCAGAAUCGGACGUGCAAAUAUUCCUCGUGAGCAACAAGAGCAGCUGCGGCAGGCUCAUGCUCGCAAGAUGAAGAGGAUCCGCAGCGAUCGAAACCUCUUUUUCAUCUGGAUUCCGCUUCUUGUUGUCAUUGCUAUUGCAAUGUUGCAGAACCUUGUGCCCGAUAUUUGGCGCGGCAUUUCUCAAGGCUAUCAAUUUUUCAAAGCACGGAGCCGGCCUCGAGCUCAAGAGUCCCAUAUGGUUCCCAACUAAUAUGGCUCUGCUACACUUCUGAUAUUGGAUGGCAUGCCCUGGUAGAUGUUUUUUGGAAUAUGAGCCUUCUGUCUUGUUUGUUUCCCUCGUUGCUGUAGCUGGAUAGUGUCUGCUGCAUGGAGUUAAUAUGCCUUUUUAUGUAACAUUGAAAGACAUUUCGAUCAUUGCUCGAGUCAUUCAUUACCUUUUUUCUAUGCCCUUCAUUCCAUAAACGUCGAUUAUGAUGGGUUCUUUUUUCUUCGUUCUCUGAUAUUUUCUCUAUAUACAUAGGUAGAUAGAUAUCUAAUUCCAACUUUUAUAUUGAAUUGAAUCGUUUCCCCACGCACUUGCAGUAUAUUUGGUCGAAGGUCUUGUAGAUAACUGGAUAGAAGGAAGGCUGUCAGUUACGCUUUAAAGGCGAAAUACCAAUAUGUACCCGUUAGAUGCUCUUAUGGUUGGAUAUCAGUGGAGAAAAGCGGUAUAGUGCACAUAUUGAUGUACUGAUUCUUGGAGAAGAAAGGUAGCUAGAAUAGCUAAGAUGAGAUGAACUAUAUCUCUCUAUUUAUUAUAGGAAAACCAACUUUUCCAUGUAAAAAACACUGUAAUGUGACAAAAUAU
Messenger RNA from Blastomyces dermatitidis ER-3, 5683 nucleotides. Its product is annotated as ankyrin repeat protein. The coding region runs from base 728 to 5086 and encodes 1452 amino acids. Gene Ontology annotation, molecular function: protein binding. Lineage: Eukaryota; Fungi; Ascomycota; Eurotiomycetes; Onygenales; Ajellomycetaceae. The record is from RefSeq and is a predicted model, not a curated record. The transcript is spliced from 4 exons.